ACAUAAUACUCUAAGAAUACUUACACCAAUAAUAUUCAAAGAUUCCCUCUUGCAUAGAGGAUGUACAAGUAAGCAGGCUAGGGUUCUUUUCGUCUGAUAACAACUGUCAACACCACUAUAAUCUUAUUUUAAGAGUUUGCAUUCAAUGAGUCAUACUAGUUAUAGAUCAAUCUCAUCAUAGAGGUAAUUAAAGAUGUCUGCCAUUGACCCAGAAAAUGGUGAUGUAAUAGAAAAUCCUGAUCCAGAGGCUGACACAGACUUUACAAAUUCAGCAGAAGACGAAUUUCAUUUAGAUAGUAAUGCUGAGGAUGAAUUCCAUUUAAAUAAUAACACUCAGAGUGGUAUUGAAGAUUUAAAUGUUGAUGUAAGUCCCGAAGCUGCUGCUGCAGGAAAUGAGGAGGGAAUAAGUGAAUGUGAUCAUGCUAAACUAUGUCUAGACAGUGACAAUGAACUUCCUUCUUUUGCAAGUGAAAAUAGAAAUCCUGCAAUUCAAACGGGUGAAAAGGAAAGUCCUCAUGGGGAUGCCAAUACUGAUUGUACAAAUGGUGCACUAGAAAAGUAUGAGACAAAAUCUUCAGUUUCGGAAAUGAACCAUACAGAAGAAAGCUUAGAUGUAGAAGAACAUGUUGAAGCUGAUACUUGUGACAGUUUUGAAGUACCAGAAGCAGAUUUAGGCCAUGACAUUCCUGAGGCAGAAUUGUGUCAGAUAACUGAAUCUGCUCGGACUGAAUCUGAAUGUUGUCAAAAUAACUCUGACUCUCUUCAGAUGAGAGUAAGCAUAUAUGAGGAUGAUACUUCUGAAGGAGAAGUGCAGGGAGAAAAUGAAACAGAAGAAGUGUUAGACAUUGCCCAAGGUUGUAGUUCUGUACCUCAAAUAUUAAAGUUGACUAAGUCUGAAAGUGUAGAAUCAUAUGAACCGGAAUGUGAUCAAGAAAGUUCACCUGUGAGUCAAAAUAAAUGUAAUGAUGAACCAGAAAACAAUGAAAAUAGUGCCUGCAGUGAAAAUGAAUUGACUGAAGGUAGUGAAAAAUCUGGCAAUAUUGAACAUAUAAAAGUAUUAGAAAAUAAUGAAAGUGCUAAUAUAGGAGAGGUUGAAGGUUAUGCUAGUCUUGUAACAUGUGAAAAUGAAUGUGUUCAGAAGGAUGCUGGCAGCAUGUCUAGUCAAAACAAUGAUAAUCAGCUGAUAACUAAUAUGCAAACUUUGUGUGAUGUAUGUGGAAAUACCGAAAAUGACCAAGACAGAUUGAAAGAGGGUGAAAGUUCAAUUAAAAAAUCAGACCCAACAAAUCCUGAUGUAGUGAACAAGAAGGAGAGUAGUCAUCGUAAGGAGGCAUUGGACGCAGGAAAAAAUUGUGAAGAUUUAAAAGUUGCGAUCUCAGAUGAUGAUUUGUUAUCCGAGUUAGAUUCUGAGUUAGGAGGUGUCUGUGAUAAUAAUAUAGAUUCUGUUCACUCUAUUUCUUCCCAAAAUGGCCAAAUAAAUGGAGAUGUAAAAGUCGAAGAAUUGAAAUUUAAUUCAGCAGAAGGUACAUCAGAAAGUUCUAAUAAAAUUGAAAACAGUUCUCCUGAUGAAGGUGUGGUUCAAGACCAUGACAAUAUUAGUGAAGAAGCAUGGAAAAUGAUUCAAGACUUGCAAUAUAAACUCAGUGUAUCUAGGCAGCAACUUCAGAGGCAGGAGAAACAUCUUCAAAGAAGUAAUGCAGAUUAUACAGAGCUACACAAGAAGUUAGAAACUGUUACAGAAGAAAGAGACACCUAUUUAAAGGCAGUAGAGAGUGCUAGGAACCAUAACUCUGAUGACCUGUAUUUACCACAGAUCAAAGAGUUGGAGUUCACAAUAUCUCAACAACAACAAGAAAUCCGUGGAUUGAGGGACAAGCUCUCCAGUCAUGAUACAGCAGCAAAAAAGGCAAUCACAGAACUACAAGUAGAAAUAAAGUCAAGAACUGACCAGGUGACAAAAGCUUACAGGGAGGUUGUAGCAGAAAAAGAUCAAAUGGUUGUUAAAUAUGCACAAGCAGAGAAAAAUAAUAUUGGUGCUCAGAAAGCUAUAGAGAGGCUAGAAUCUAAAAUUAAAGAUGCAGCAAAAGAAAAGGAUGGACUGUUGGGGAAAAUCAAAGAUCUGAAGUUAGAGAAAACACGUCUGGGUCAUGAACUAGAUUUAAAAUCAAGUGAAGCUCAGAAUAUGAGAAAAGAAGCAGAAAAGUUUAAAGAACAAGUUUCUUCAUCUGAUGUCAGAAUUAAAUGGGCUCAGAAUAAACUACGAGCUGAAUUGGAUGGUCAUAAGGAAACAAAAGCAAAUUUAGAGAAAAUAAAUCAGCGAUUGAAAGAAGCGAAGGAAGAAACAGAACAAAUCAGGAGGAAUUGUCAGGAAAUUAUUAAAACCUACCAGGAAUCUGAGGAAAUAAAAUCCAACAGUCUUGAUCAACAACUAAAGAAGAAACAGACUGAGCUUUUACUUCAGGAGACAGAAAAUAAAGAUAAAAAAGAGUUAUAUACAACAGCCAUGAAGGAACUUGAACAGUUAAAGAUAAAACAUCGUGAGACGCUUUCAGAACUUCACACAUACCAAGAUAAAACCAUGUGUUUGGAAGAGGAACAUAAAACGGAUGAAGAAACACUGAAUAAAUUUAAACAUAUGUUACAGAAACAGAAAGCCGAAAAUAAAACAUUACAAGAUAAAACUGAACACAUGGUUCAAUUGCAAUCAGAUUUCAAAAGAGCACAAAAUACAAUAGCUUCACUGGAUGCAGAAGUCUCAGACCUUAAAAUUAGCAAUAAAGAUUUAAGCAUAGAAAUGGAAGGGUGUCGUAGGAGAGAAUCUGAGAAAUUAGAAUUGACGGAGAAACUAACCACAAAGAAUGCUGAACUUCAAUCAGAAAAUUCUGCUCUGAAUGAUAAGGUGAUGGCUUUAUCAGUUGAAGUGCAAAGUCAAAAGAUGGAUCUCCAGUCCAAAGAAAGCAACUUAGAUGAACUGUCUCACAGAUUAUCAGAUGUUACAACUAAAAGUCAACAAGAAAUUAAACAGCUGACAGAAAAAUUCAAUGAAAAGUCUAAGAAAGUCGAUGAACUGUCAACAAGAAUUGAUGAUGAAAAAGAUGAGAUUAAAACCUUGAAGAGAAAGCAUGUCAACAGCAUGAAGGAUUUAACAAGGCAGUUACAGCAAGCAAGAAGGAAACUUGAAACUUUUGAAGCCAAUGGAGAAAAAGACAGUGCAAGUCUUGGAUCUCGUACCAGCUCCACUGGUUCCCUAAAUACUCUUACAAAUGGUGAUGGACCAAAUUCUCAUGCUCAACAAGUGCCAACUCAUACAUACAGGCAGUCCAGUCCUCCAGAGCAGGAGUAUCCAGUAAUAACAGAACAAGUAGAACCAGAUAAGCAAAUGCUGAUAGAGAGAAUCGUCAAAUUACAAAGAAUGUUGGCUCGCAGAAAUGAAAAGAUUGAAUUUGUGGAAGAUCAUGCUCACCAGCUUAUUGAUGAGUUACAAAAGAAAAAUAAAAUAAUACAGAUGUAUGCAUUACGAGAAGAUAGUGGAAUGUUCACAGCAGAGGCAGCAGACGUUAGCAAGCAACAUCAGAGGAAUUUAGCUAAGGCAGAGAUAGCAAAGAAGCACAGUAUAAUGGGAUCUGUAUAUAGUUCUCAUCAAACAGAUGGGUCAAUGACAUUAGAAUUAUCUCUGGAAAUUAAUAGGAAGUUACAAGCAGUGUUAGAGGACACAUUACUGAAAAAUAUGACUUUGAAGGAAAGUUUAGAUACACUUGGAGCAGAAAUAUCAAGACUUUCUCAGGAAAAUCGUAAAAUACAAAUACAACUUGAUAAACAGAAAAGAUGAUGUUAGCAAUAGUCAUGAAUAAACAGUUUGUCACAACACUACAGACCUUUUUCCUACUGUCAAUCAUCUGUCGAAAGUAACUUGUGUCACAAUGGUCAUGCAGAGUGUUUGAUGCAAUAUGAAAUUGCUUACUAGUCUGUAACUUUAUGCAUGCAUGCAUUAUUUUAUUUAGUAGUAACCACCAGAUGCUAAAAACUGAAAUCACAGAUUUAUUUUCAUACAAAGAACUGAUAAAAUUUAUCAAUACUUACGGCCAAAUAUUUACCAAUUAUCAUUACCACUUUUAGGAAAACAUAUCAAAACGUUGAAGUUAUCUUUAGUGAAGGAAUAAAUUUCACGUUCACAUGGAACAGAAGUAUAUAUUUUUCUUCCAAUAAUAAUUGGUAUCAUUGAAGGUCAUAAAUAUUCAUGAGCUAUUGGCCACUGGACAUGAAAAAAAGCUCUUAAUUGAUGCAAUUUAUUUUGAAUAAUAUAUAUAUGUCAGUACUGGUAUUGUGAAAAAAGGUUUAAAUCUCUUUUAGCUGUAACUCGGAUCUGAUUGGACUAGAUUUUGACCAUAUCAGAAAAGUUCACAUUCAUUUGAGGGUUUAGAAUAUAGAGGUUUCCAUUUAUAAUGGAUUCAAAAGGAACAAUGCAUUCCAAUAUUAUCAUUGCUAGCUAAAAGUAAUAUCCAUUUAUUUAUCAUAUGUGUUGACCACCAAUCAUAAUUUACAUAAAAAUUAUAUAUAUAUUGGGUUGAUGAAUAUGUCCGAUUUCUUUUAAAGUCAUAUUUUUGUACAAGUUGAACUUUAAUUUGUUUAAUAUGAAUCAUAUGACCAAGCUAAUUUCUUUUAUUUUCCAUGAAAUUCUCUUGAAAAGAAAAUUUAGAAUUAUUCACUUUUUCAAAUUAUUUAGUUCCGUUUUGAUGGAAAAUACUAUAUGAUUUACUCUUUUUCCUUAUAAAUUAUUUAACUUAAAUAAAGUUCAAAGGGAAAUUUUGCAAUUAUUGAUUGUAAUGAAUACAUCUAUAAAGUUCAAACAAAUCAAAUUCAAUUACCAGUACGAAACAAAUACAAAUAUUCUUAUGUAUUUAUAAUGAACUUUUUUUUUAACCAGACAGAUUAAUCUCGUUUGACUAUUAGCAUUUUGAAUUUCUUACUGAUAGUGUGUUUGAACAAAAAAGUAAUAUAUGUACCCCUGGUAUGUCUCUGUGUAUAAGGAAACAACUUAAAGACAACUUGAAUGAAUAUUAUGCAUAUCAUUAUAAUGGCUACACAAGUUAUCUUAAAUCGUUUCCUUGUCAAUGAGUAUAUAUUUGAAGCUAUUUUCAGACAAUAUUGAGACAUAUUAUAUGUGUAUAUUGUUAUAAAUGUUUUGUGAAUAUGUUUGAAUUCUUAGAAUAAAUGUGCAAUAAAAAAUGUGUAUAAUUUAAUAAAACUGAAAGUGUAUAGUAUUUUAAAAGUAGCUGGUGAAUAAACAGGGCCACAUAUAAUUGUAUUUUGUCCUUAACAAUAGAACCUGAUUAAAACAUUCAGCUGACUUUACAGAGUUAUCUCCCUGUAGUGUUAUUUACCACCAUCAUAAGAACUAAUGUAAAGGGGUCAUAAGUAUUUCUUACAAUUAACAACAUCCUAUAAAAAAAUUAAUCAGAAAUUCUAUUUGUACAUUUAUAAGUUAUAGAUGAAACUCCUUUUAAAAGGGGUUAGAUGUUGAUUCGCUAUCCAUUGUACUGUGCACUAUUUUUUUCUUGCGAUUCCUGGUAUUACUUUUUAUGCAUGAGGGCUUGGAUAGGUUUUUUUUUUAUUUCUUUAUUCUUUAUAUUAUACCAUAUAUAUAUUGUAACAUGCAUAUGCUUUGCAAACAGUAUAUCUAUAGAAAUAUCACCCCAAAAUUCUAUAUGUGUUUUAAAGGAAUUAUGACUUAGAAUUAUUAUAUUUUGUGAAUGAGUAUAAAUGAAGAAAGCCUACCUCACAAAAAAUAUACGAAAUUCAAUGUAAACUGAUUUUUUGGUGCUCCAUGAUUUGAAAAAAUGAAAAUUUAAUAUUAUAAAUCAAGCUAUAAAAUUAUAUCAGACAUUAUUUUGUGAAUUCCUUGCAUACAUAAUUUUACUGCAAUUUUCAUAUAUUAAACCCCCUGAAUUUCAAAAUGGUUUCUUCCUGAAAUCCACCACAAAAAAUAAAUCAUUAAAAUUAGUUAAAACUGAAAAAGAAACAUUUGAUGUUUGUGGUUUGGUAAGCAUAUGGCUGUGACUAUUAUAUUUUUAUAAUAAGCUUAGAAAAACUAUUUCAUUCAAAAUAUGAAGUAGGGAGCUAAAAUUUGUUUGCAGUGUUAAAAGGUUGUUAGUUUUAUUAAAGAUAAAUUGUUGAUGUGUCUGAUGUCUAUCAUAUACAAAUGGUUGUCAAAAUAAAAGAUGAUUUGUUUUUACCUUAUAAAGAUAUUUAUACUGGGGUAAAACACUUCUGAUUGUCUUCUUUUACCAAAUAUAGUAUCUAAUAGAUAUUCUUCGUGCAAUUUUGAUUUCUUCAUUCUGGUGUUCAUUUAGGAAUGGAAAAUAAUUUGUAUUUUUGUUAGUCUUUCAAUAAUUUUAAUUGUAGCCAUUUGUAGCUGUAGUAAAAUAAAAAUAUAAAAAAAUAGUUUCCAAGUCUCAUACAGGUGAUUUUUUCAAACAUUGACUUAAUAUUAUAUAUUUAUCAGUCUACUUGAUGUAUACCCUAUACAGAUAUAAUUAAUAUAUUUAUUGAUGUAUGCCCUAAACAGAUUGUCUUUAAACCCAUUUUUAAUGUGAAGUGUAUUUAUUUAUCUUCUUCUGUUAACUCUUAUCUUGGUUUACUAUUGAUGUCUACUAACAUUAUUUGUAACAAAAACAACAAUUUUUAAUCAUUUUUUUUUCCAUACUGAUAUUUUAUACGGCGUUUUGCAUUUGCGCCGAUCUGCAUUUCAUUUGCGCCGAUUUUUUCUUUCAUUUGUGCUGAUUUUUUUCUUCAUUUGCGCUGAUUUUGUUACAGGUAAUUAACAAGUUAAUUACAGGUGAAAUGAUAUAAGAAGAUGUGGUAUGAGUGUCAAUGAGACAACUCUCCAUCCCAGUAAUGUUAUUUUCAUUUAUUAUUAAAGACCUCUUCAAUUAGUUCAAAUUGUCAAUCAUAACAUGUAUAUAACUGUUGUCUCUUGCUUAAAAUCAAGAAGUAAAAACCUAAGAUAAAAGCACUUUGUUUAUACUAAAAUCACGAAUUAAAAAUAUAUGUACUGCAUUCAAAUCCAUAAAAACGGAAUACAUUCAAAUCAUAAAUCUGUUCUUGCCGACUAUGUAUUGGCAACACAUCUAAUAUAUUCCUUUCUUAUGAUUUCGUCUCUUCUAUAUUUGGCGUAAUUGUCGAUAAUGAUGGCCAUCUUUUCUUUGUCUGGCAUACGUACUGGUGGGGGUGUUCUAGAGUUCGCAUUUUCUCACAAGGAAGCUAUUAACCAAGAGUUCCAAAUGGUGAAAUUGAAUUCGUCCCUUCGUUAAUUUCAUGGACGCCAUCACGAAUUGGUUGACCGUUAUCGAAUGUGUACUUAUACGUUGUCUAAGAAUGUAUGACAUUUGUCAUCAGAAGGAGAGGAGUGUCAGACAAUGCCAAACGUGAAGCAGUCAUUGAUUUCAUUAAGGGAAAGGAAUGGUAACCCGAAACAUUGGGAUAGCCAUUUACCAAUUGCAAUGUCACUUGAUUUGUCUUUAUACUCUGUGCUCAGCUAAUGUAAAAGUAUAAAAUUACCUGUAACUUACCUGUAAAUCCAAUUAGGAAAAACUAUCAAAUCGGCGCAAAUGAAAAAAUGAAAUCGGCGCAAAUGAAAGAAUGAAAAAUUUCAAAAUCGGCGCAAAUGUCAUAUGCCCAUUUUAUAACUUUUAAUUGUGAAGAUACAGAUAUUCAUUCAUUGAAUUUUUUUUGUCAGUUUCAUUUGAAUACUCUGGAAACUACAUUGAUUGGCUCAAUUUGCUUUGUGCCACAUCAGCACAAAAAUACUUUAUUGUGGCAAGUUGUAAAAUAGAAGAGUGGUUGCAAAUAAUUUUACAGGAGAUUUUCUUACAAGUUUUAUAGAAAGUUUCAGUCAUAUUUUGAAAAGUAAUUUUCUUUUCCUAAUUAGAAUUUUUCACUAAAAAACGCAAGUCUAAAUUUUUGACCUGAAUGAACAAAUUUGAUUUAAAAUUGUUGUUUUCUAGAAUUGUUAUAGUUUAAUUUCAUGCAUAAAUGAAAAGACUACAUGUUAAGUUGUUUAUGGAUGUUAUUUUGUUUUCCAAUAUGGAAUAAUUUAUGUGAUAAUAAGAAACAUAAAAUGUUAAAAGAAGUGAUUGGUUGUGUAUUUAAUUUAUUCCCUUUGAAAAAAAAGGAUUAAUACUUCUUAGAAAUGCUUAUGUCAACCAGAUUUGGUUGUUAUGAAAAAAAUGAAAAUCUGAAUUACAGUACAUGUACUACAGGUUACCUAAUCUCCGGUUUGACAUUCUGGUAUUCAGUCAUGUAAGAGCAACCAAAUGAAGUAGAAAUCAAACAUAAAAUCUAUGCACUUUAGAGGGGGGGGGGGGGGGGUAGUUUACUGUUUUUCAAGUAUUUUGUUGUAUAAGUCUCCAACAAAUGUACCCAUUAAAAGCUUCUUUACAUUGCUCUUCUUUGACCAAGUGCCAGGAUGUCCUAAAAGAAAGAAUGUAACCUGUCAAAAAAUAUAAACUCUAGUCAGAAGUGGGUAAUAUGAAAAAAGUCCAUUAUUUGAAGUCGAGGUAAGUUGUAAUUUUCAUCAAAACAUUUUACCAAAGAUGUGUCAUCUACAUUCAAUUAAUAAAGCACAAAUAUAACAAAGACAACCUCAUAUUCCAUUUUUAUGUCACAGUUCAAUUUAAGGAAAAUAUGUAACCUUCAAACAUAUAACUUGGUGUUAGAAUGCAUCAAAGAAAGUUCAUUAAAAUUUGGUUAUCUGGA
Messenger RNA from Mytilus trossulus (common blue mussel), 8754 nucleotides. Its product is annotated as coiled-coil domain-containing protein 186-like. Lineage: Eukaryota; Metazoa; Mollusca; Bivalvia; Mytilida; Mytilidae. The transcript has 19 exons. Bases 194 to 3829 code for a protein of 1211 amino acids. Gene Ontology annotation, cellular component: trans-Golgi network. Gene Ontology annotation, biological process: vesicle cytoskeletal trafficking. Gene Ontology annotation, molecular function: small GTPase binding. The record is from RefSeq and is a predicted model, not a curated record.